Molecule: messenger RNA, 246 nt
Organism: Bipolaris victoriae FI3
Lineage: Eukaryota; Fungi; Ascomycota; Dothideomycetes; Pleosporales; Pleosporaceae
Exons: 1
Coding region: 1-246 (81 amino acids)
Source: RefSeq, a predicted model, not a curated record
AUGUCAGUCUCGUGGAGGAGCGGCCGUGUGCCUACAUACAUGAGUACAUGGUGUACCACACACACAGCACCCGUAUCAGCAUGCGACACAAUCGUGGGACUACCAUGUAUGGAGAUGCAGGUACAUGCGAGACGGGCAGAAUCAGCCUUGUGGCCCUUUGGGCAUGGUGCUCCGCUGCCCCAGCCUGGGGCGGGAGGUUCAUGCAUCAUCCAUGUCUGUCUGUCUGGCGGCGGAGACGCUACGUAG